AUGAACGGGUUACCGCCCACGCCGGUGCAAUGGCAGGAAGCACGCGCUCCAGACGGCCGCACCUAUUACUACAAUGCUAUGACCAAGGAAACAACAUGGACCAAACCGGCAGAUCUCAUGACCCCGAUGGAGAAAGCGCUCUCUUCUCAGCCGUGGAAGGAAUUCUCGACACCUGACGGCCGAAAAUAUUACUACAAUGGAGAGACGAAACAGACAGUGUGGGAAAUGCCUGCCCAGUACCGAGAUGCCCUCAACUCCGUGCAGCUCCCUCCCAAACCUGUACAACAGCCUACAGCUUUUGUAGCUGGAGGAAGCACGGCCCUUACUUCCUAUUCUGCAUCCCGCGACCGUGACAGCGGCACACCUUUCGAGUCGAAACCACGGACGGAUGGAAUCCCGUUGCCUAUCACGAAAGAGGUCGUCCCUGACUAUUCCAGCUUUGAAGAGGCGGAGGCAGCCUUCGUGAAGUUGCUGCGACGGUCGAAUGUGCAACCGGAUUGGACAUGGGAACAAGCAAUGAAGGCGACGAUCAAGGAUCCGCAAUACCGGGCCUUGAAAGACCCAAAGGACAGGAAAAUAGCGUUCGAGAAAUAUGCGGUCGAGGUUCGCCAACAAGAGCGCGAAAAGGCCAAAGAGAGACUGGCUAAGCUACGCACAGAUUUUGGCAACAUGCUAAGAACGCAUCCAGAGAUCAAACACUAUAGCCGAUGGAAGACCAUUCGACCCAUUCUCGAAGGUGAAACCGUCUUUCGGUCAACCGACAAUGAGGACGAGCGAAAGCAGCUCUUUGAAGAGUACAUUGUGGAGCUCAAGAAAAAAAACAUCGAGCAGGAAGCCGCGGGACGAAAGACGGCGUUGGAUGAUCUCGCUUCCAUCCUGAAAGCACUCGACCUGGAGCCUUACACUAGGUGGUCGCAGGCACAGGAAAUCCUGCAGUCUAAUGAGAGGAUUCAAAAAGACGAGAGAUUCAAGCUUCUGAGUAAGUCAGAUGUUCUCACGGCCUUUGAAAAUCAUAUCAAGUCACUUGAAAGAAGUUUCAAUGAUGCACGACAGCAGCAGAAGGCCAGCAAAGCUAGACGGGAGCGUCAGAAUCGCGACAAGUUCCUCGAGGUGCUCCAGGGCCUGCGGAGUCAGGGCAAGAUCAAGGCUGGCACCAAAUGGAUGAGCAUAUUGCCACAAUUUGAGGAUGACCCGAGGUAUGUUGCAAUGCUGGGUCAGGCUGGAUCCACGCCUUUGGACCUGUUCUGGGAUAUGCUGGAAGAAGAGGAGCGCGCGCUCCGAGGACGAAGGAAUGACGUUUAUGACGUGCUUGAGGACAAGCGAUACGAGGUCAACGCAAAAACGUCCUUCGAUGAGUUCUAUGAUAUUAUGCUUACUGAUCGGAGAACAGCCAACACUGAUCGAGAUGUGCUGGAGCUCAUCUUCCAACGCUUGCACGAGAAGGUCCUCCGAAGAAGCGAGGACGAAAAACAUGCUGCAGAUCGUCACCAACGUCGUGCCGUGGAUGCGCUCAGAUCGCGCAUUAAGCAUUUGGAGCCGCCUGUCCGGAUCACAGACUCGUGGGACGACAUCAAGUCUCGCGUUGAGAAGACAAGCGAGUACAAUGCCGUGGAAGAUGAAGAUCUACGAAAGUCCGCCUUUGACAAGGUCAUCAGGAGACUAAAAGAGAAGGAAGAGGAUGCUGAAAGAGACCGGGAACGAAAACACGCACGGCGAGGGGAUGAUCGUGAUUACCGUAAUGGUCACCGUGGGGAGCCCCGUCAUGGCCGCCCUUCAAAGUCGCCUGAGCCGGACGCUUAUGAGGCUGAUCGUCGCAAAGCCAUGGCUGCCAGGGAAAAGCAGUAUCGCAAGACCAGCUCCCUGGGCCUAAGUCCACCGCCUACUUCUUACCGUGAACGCGAACGACGAGAACGCGAUGAGAGGCAUGGACGCCUCGAUCGCGACCGCUCUCCGCCAUCCAGGCAUGUCGGUGGUUAUGAGCGUGACCGACGCGACCGUGAAGAAGAACGAGAGCGCCUGUACCGAAGUCGAGCAGACCCUCGUGGCAGUAGGGAUGAGCUCAAUUACGGCGAAGAGUCACGAAGCGUGACCGGAAGCGAGCGGAGGAGACGAAGAGGUGAUGGCAGCGAUGCGGAAAGUGUCGACAGCACGCACCGGAGCGCCAAGCGGCAUCGUCCUGACAGAGUGGCCUCCAAAGAACAAGCCAAGAGCAAGACCCCCGAGCCGAUCAAGAACGAGCCUCCAGUUGAGGAUCCAGUUGGUGUGCAUUCCGGAAGUGAGGAAGGAGAGAUCGAAGAAGACUAGGUGUAGUUGUCUCAAGGUCGAUAUGUUGAAUCUCAUCAGGUCAGUGUGCUGCGACAUGAUUUUCGUUCACAGGCUACUACUGCUUGCUGGUAUGCGCUGAGAUCAGAGCCCAGCAACAGAGAAGACUUGCGAGUCACGUCUUGCCACGGCCGGCAUGUGAAUCAUUCCGAGCUGCCAAUCUCCAGCCACUUUUUCGACACUUUGUCGGUAUGUAGUACCCAUGCACUGGUUUCUAAUCAAGUGUUUCGCAGUUUCCAGCAGAGCUUGUCUUGCAAAGUGCCUCUUGAUGCUUGCAGGUACGUAUGAUUAUUUUUGCGCUGUUUGAUUGAUUAGGUGCUUCGGGUUCACGCGAGGCUGUUUGUUAGCAU
Messenger RNA from Exophiala viscosa, 2672 nucleotides. RefSeq lists its product as uncharacterized. Gene Ontology annotation, biological process: mRNA cis splicing, via spliceosome. The coding region runs from base 1 to 2304 and encodes 767 amino acids. The record is from RefSeq and is a predicted model, not a curated record. Lineage: Eukaryota; Fungi; Ascomycota; Eurotiomycetes; Chaetothyriales; Herpotrichiellaceae. Gene Ontology annotation, cellular component: U1 snRNP; U2-type prespliceosome. Gene Ontology annotation, molecular function: protein binding; RNA binding. The transcript is spliced from 2 exons.